CUUUGGUGGGGGUUGUGUCAGUUCGAUGAUGCAGUUCAUUGUUCUCAGAAAUAAAUGAUUUAUAACGCCAGAAUUUUGAAAACUGUUUUAGGUCAUUCAGCGCUUAACGUUUGACAUUUUUAUGUGAUAUUUUUAAUGAGGGUAAACGAGUUAUUAAUUUGCCAUGAUCGGCGAGUGACUUUGUAGAUAUAGAGGAACGCCAGGAGUUUCAUCACAACAACCACGCAGUACUUUAGGUGAUUGGUGGGAUGAUACCUCAUGCAGGACCAUGUUGACACCUCUCCACCCAUUGUACUGUGUGGAAAUGGAGUUCAAACUGCAGCAUGGAUAGCCUGCAAGUGUCCCAGAGCCAGCCACAGCCACAGUCCCAGCAGGGGGGCAGGGCGACGACUACCAGCAGCCGGAGUGCGUCGCCCUCUCUAGCCCGGGUCCUGCAGCAGCAACAUGCAUCCAUUGGCAGUGACAGUGGCAGAGAUGUGACAAUGAGCAGCUCAAUUAAAGGCAGGCGCCGCUCGCCAGUGGCUGCGAGUGGUACUGGCAGUGGAAGCACUCGCCGUGGAGGUUCUGACGGGGGUAUGCCUGCUGCUGCAGCUGCAGUGGGUGCAAGCACCAGCCCACAACCUUUUGCAGUUACAUCUGAUGAUACGUCAGCUGCCCUGACACCAUCUCAUCACCAUGAUGAGGAGACGGAGCUGUACCAUCCCUCUACAUCAAUGUUAUCCAAUGGUUCAUCAGAACAUGUAACAGCAGCACUGUCAGGUGAUGAAGUUGAUGGGCAUAGUAUGUCUGAUCUCUCAAGAACAAGAGCUGCCAUUGAACACAUGCAGUCCAAGAUUGGUCGGACAAAGGAAAUGAUUCGUGAUGAACAAACAACGCGAGAUGACAAUGUAAAUGAAUAUUUGAAACUAGCUGCCAAUGCUGAUAAGCACCAGCUACCAAGAAUCAAGGCAGUCUUUGAGAAGAAGAAUCAGAAAUCAGCUCAGUCCAUUUCACAACUGCAGAAAAAGUUGGAAAGUUAUAAUAAAAGACUUCGAGAACUAGAGACACAUGGUCUUUCCAGCUCUCAUAGGCAGCCACGGGAGGUGCUGCGUGACAUGGGGCAGGGACUGAAAAAUGUUGGUGGCAACAUUCGUGAUGGUAUCACAGGGUUUUCAGGAACUGUAAUGUCGAAACCAAGAGAAUUUGCACAUCUUAUUAAAAACAAAUUUGGAAGUGCGGAUAAUAUUAACCAGCUAGCACGAAAUGGUGACGGGAGCUCAGUGGAGGAUGAGAAAGCACACCAUGGGAGUGCAACUCUACCUGGUGGAUGCAGUUUAACAUCCACACAUGCCUCAUCAUUGCGGUUUCCGUCAGAUGAAAAUUCAGAGUGCAGCUCUGUGACCAGUGAGAGCUUACCUGCAGGAGGUGGCCACCAGUUGCCACAGUCUCCUCCUCCCCAUCAGCCUGCAGCACACCACACUCCUCAGGUUUCAUUUUCUAAUCUGGAAUCUAUCCUACAAGAGCUACAUGAGCGUGGCGAAGACUGUGAGCGGCUUCGUGAAGAGCUGGAAACAUUGAAGCAGUCACUGCAGCAGGAGGUGAGUUUCCUGAGCCAGGCAUUGACAGAGGAACGCUUCCGCAGUGAGCGUCUGGAGGAGCAAGUCAACGACCUCACUGAGCUGCACCAGAAUGAAGUGGAGAACCUGAAACAGGCGCUGGCUGACAUGGAGGAGAAGGUGCAAUACCAGAGUGAAGAACGACUCCGUGACAUCCACGACAUGCUAGACAGCUGCCAAACAAAGAUCUCAAAGAUGGAACACCAGCAGCAGCAGCAACAGCAAUAUGUGACGCUCGAAGGACUGGACAACUCAAAUGCUCGGGCACUUGCAGUGAAGCUUAUCAAUGUACUGCUGACUGUCUUACAGGUCAUUCUCCUUCUGGUUGCAACAGCUGCUGGCAUUGUCAUGCCAUUUUUGCGCACACGUUUACGCAUCCUGACAACAAUUAUUUUAGUUGGUGGAGUGGUGUUCGUACUGAAGCAGUGGCCAGAACUAAGGGAUGUCGGUAGCCAUCUGAUACGUCACUGGAAAGAAGCUUUGUCUGUGAAAUAGGAGAUUUAAAACCAGCAGCACCUCACUUGCUGCUUUUCGCCCUCACUGGUGCUACGAUGGAGGAUUGUCGAUGUUUGCAUCUGGACAGUCAGAGGAAUAGUACUGCAUUGCAUCACACUAUGCUUGCUUAGUUUGAAGAGUCUGGCUGUUUGUGUGACUGAGUGUACAUACUAUAUUUUUGUGUGUCAUUAUGUAAAGAUAUGCACAUUUUUAAGAAUUUUUAAUUAUUCUUUAGUGUGUGUGUGUGUGUGUGUGUGUGUGUGUGUGUGUGUGUGUGAACCAUUGAAAUUGAUCUCCUAUAAUUUUCUAUAGUAUUUGCAGUGGAAGCUGAAUUGUUUUCAUGUGGUCACUUGGCAGUCAGCAAAAGUGAACAUUCAGAUAAAUGAAGAGUAUUAAAAGCAGUCUUUCAGUUUAAAGCAAUGUGAUAAAUAAUACAAUGGCUUUCUCUGUAUAAGUGAAUCUCGUUAAAUAAGUUUAACACUUUAUGCAGUAAAAAUUACACAAAGCACAUUCUGUUGCUAUUGCUACACCUUCAGUGAAUGAAGUUUUAAAAGCUUAAAAGGUAUUUAAGUAGUGAAACCAGAUUGAUUGUAAAACGUGUUCAAUUAUUUAAAUAUUUAUCUGUGUAUUUUUUAUUUAGUUAUUAUACUCUACUUAGAAAAUAUAUGAUUCUUGAUAGUGUGUGUGUGUGUGUGUGUGUGUGUGUGUGUGUGUGUGUGUGCGCGCGCGUGCGUGCGUGCGUGCGCGCGCAUGUGUGUGCGUGCGUGCGUGCGAGAGAGAGAGAGAGAGAGAGAGAGAGAGAGAGAGAGAUGAGAGAGAGAGUUGUGUGUGUUUGGUGUGUGAGAAUAUUUUAGAACUUUAUUGCACAUACUAUUUAAAUGUCUUGUCUUAAAUUUGGUGGAACCCUUCUGCCCCACCCCUCCAGCUCCCUUGGGCCUCUGUAGGCAUUUGGAAUUGCUUCAGUAGCAUCACUGGCUGUGAAUUUUCUGUGACUUGUAUUUUGGUGGCCCUUGCACAUAACUAGUUUGGAAGACAUAUGAUAUAUCUGUAUCAUGGCAUAAAGUGUUAAGUGUUUAAUAUAUUAUACUCCCUGUUUGCUUUGUUGUGUAAAGGAAUAGUUGUCUAUCAAACAUGUGCUAUCUCAGAUUUUCAGACUUCAUCCAACACUGUAUUUUUGUUAAGAUAUUGGUACUUGUAACAUCAACUGGCUGACUUCAAUUUUUGUGUUUCUUUUAUAAUAGUGUUGAGAGAUUCUGUUACUUCUGAGUUAUGGAUAAAAGAAUGAAUCAUUGCCAGUAAGUGCUUGAAAAUUCUGGAAUUGAUACACUAUAAUUCAAACAUAAAUAUAUUUUCAUUGAAGUGGAAUCAGGAUACAGCUUAUGGCAGCACAUUAAGAGAGAAAUUUUUUAAUUUGGGGAACUGAUCCAUCUCUUCCUGUUAAAUUAAGAAAAGGAAGGAAAAAUGUGCAAAAUGAAAAAUGACUGCAUUAGCAUCAUGCUAAACUAUUUUCCUUUCUUAUUUCUCCUUAUUAGCUGAGAUUUUUAAAGUAUGAUCCAUCUCUUCCUGUUAAAUUAAGAAAAGGAAGGAAAAAUGUGCAAAAUGAAAAAUGACUGCAUUAGCAUCAUGCUAAACUAUUUUCCUUUCUUAUUUCUCCUUAUUAGCUGAGAUUUUUAAAGUAUGCUAUACACGUCCAUGUUAUGAUUUUAGUUUUUGAUGAUUACUGAUAUUUUGUAAAAGUCAAUGUUUGUUAAUCUUUAAAUAAUUUCUUGUUUUAUGGGCCCUGUUGCCCACAAAUAAACCGUUAUUUGUAUUAUUUGUCUGGCUAGGCAUGUCUUAUGCUUCUCUAAAAAGGCACUGUUUUCAUUUAUACAUUUGGAAAAUUGUUAAGGAUUAAUAAAGACCACUACAGUGCAGGUAGUUAACAAACAAUAUGGUAUACCUAACUAAAUAAGUCUACAGAUUUUCUGAACUUAGAGGUGAUCAAAAUUGGAAAGUUAUGACAGUAUUAUUUUGUUCAUCUCAGUUUCCAUUGAAACAUGUAUGGUUUACAUAAAGUGUAUUUUGUAUUGUAGUAAUUUAGAUGCACAUAUUAAUGAAACUGUAUGUCCCCACUUUAUUUAAAAGCAUUUAACCAUGUAUAUCAACAUUAUACAUUUCUACCAAAGAAUAAGUCAUGAAAGCAAGUUGCUCAAAAAAGUUUUAGACUAACGCACAUUUUAAACAUUUUAUUAAGGGUAGAAUACAGGCAUUUUAAUACCCCUACCCCAUGGAGCUUGGUGCUGAAUAAACAGACAAAUCACAGAUGCCUCAUAAAAUAUACCGGUUUGAUUGACUACGCUCUCUGUUGGCACGGUGAGGAGCAACUCUCGCUCUGGUAUCUUCAACAAAUUUCCAUGAAAUUGUUUUCUGUGAAUUAAGUUGUAGUGUUGAGUUGUUUAGCUGGUGUACGGGCAGUAGCAAAGCAGGAAUUGUACUUUUAUGUCACAAAUAAAUCAAGAAUAACAGGGUAAGUUAUGUGGAUGAUGGAGAAGAGAUCUCCUAAGUAUGGAUUGAUUUUUAGGUUUGUAGUCUUUAAGACCAAUUACCUGUCCUUAGCACAUCCAGUAUUUUUCAUAACAUUGAGAAAUUGCUUCAGAAAUACUCACCUAAUAAAUUUCCUUAAAUUGUAUUGACAAAAACAGUAUCAAGUUUGCUUCUGAAAAAUGCAGAGAGAAAUGCAGCUGUAUGACUUAAAAGCAUAAAGCAAGAUAAAAAUAUAUUAACGGCUUUGGAACUCCAUGGCAUACAUUGAAUUCUAAAUGGAAAAAUUGAAUGAAGAGACCUAAUCUUGAUUCAUUAAUGUAAAUAAACAACGUAACUGCAUCAGUCUCUCACAGGCAGUCUGCCAGAACUAAACUGAAAGAGGAAAAAAGGUACAUGAAUACCAGUUUCUGUAAAUGCAGUGCAAAAUACAUGCAUUGUGUGACUAUUCAGUUAUCACUGAUAUAAAUAUUUUAUCCGUCUGUUUCAUAAUGUUUCAGGAUUUUGAUACUGUAUUUAAAAUGUAUAUAUUUGGCUAGCAAAUGUUGCUCAUGACAUUUUAUGAAAUUGUGUGUUGGCAGGUGGGGAAAAUAAAAGAGUUCCUCUUAUCAGUCUGAUUUCUUACGUAUGAUAGAACGAAAGAACAAGACCAUUUACCACCCCUCCCUUCCCCAGUAUUUUUGUGUUUGAUUAAAGUUUGUCUGUGUUUGUACAAGUACACUGUAGUUUGGUACGCUACUAAACUUCGUCCAAUUUCAGAACAUAUUUCAGUAACACUUUUAUGUCACCAACCACAUUUGGUUGGUUUUAUUAACUGAAAAGUUUAGAUAUUAGUUUGAAUAACCAGUAUAUUUUUCAAAUCUUUAAUUUUGUGGUCUUUCUGCUAUCAAAGCCUCUCAAAUUACUUUAGAAGGUUUCAGAAAUAUUUGAUACUGUGAGUGUGUUGGGGAAAACUAAAUGAUUUAUUGCAGCUUAGUUUUCAGAAGAAAAGAUAAUAGUAGUAAUAUAGGUUCCAGAUUGGGGUAAUUGAUUCAAACAGAUAAUUAAAAUUUCAGUUUGAUUAUGUAAUUUCUUCAUGCAACAUGUCUGUAAAAAAAAGAAAAGAAAAAAAUUUAGCUUUAUUGGUUGUGCAUUUCAGAGCACUAGAUCAGUAGUACAGUAUUACCUGCUUAUGCCAUCUUAAGUUACAGACUUCAUCAAAUUUCAUUUUAACUGCUCUGUUGUUUAUUGUAAUUGUGUUUUUACUAUUAUCAUUGUUGUUAUUGUUUUGUGGCAUUAUUCCUGUUAUUUUGUGCAACAUGUCAUACAGACCUUAGGCAAACUUCCUCCCACACAGUCUUCAUAAUACUAGCAUGCUUCCCAGUGAAUAUGUGUGUGUGUGUGUGUGUGUGUGUGUGUGUGUUUUCCAAUUUUUCUCAACUAAAAGUAUUUAGAGCCUCACUUUAAAAAGAAAACUUUCCAGUCUGCUGUUAAUUUCAAUUAUUCACAUAAAACUAAGAGAUUUACCUUAAUUUUUAUGAGGAUUACAAUACAGAAUCUGAUGUAUUUUUGCAUCUUAUCUUCAUACAGUGGAUAUAUUAUGCAAUUAAUUAAAUUACAGUGGUGCAUUAAAUGGUUUAUGUUAGAAUUAUAGACUUUUCAGGCUGGUAUUGUGCUGUGUGCAGUGUCCAGUGUGAAAUUGAACUAAUUUCAGUUACACAAGGAGGCAUGUUGGAACAUUUACUAUAAUUGUAGUCAUCAUAAUGUCAACUGUGUCAGUGUGCAUAAGGAAAUGCCUGUCUUUAACUUCAUUCAUAUUUCUUCUACAGUUCAUUUUGAUAUGCAGUCCAAAAGCAUCAUAUUGUGAUCCCUUUCAACAGGCAAAGAUUUAGUUAUAUAUUGAUACAUUAUUUCAAAUUAAAAAAAAAAAAAAUUAAAAUCACUUGACAAUUUUAAAUACCAGUGAAACAUAAUUUCAUAUGUAGUUUUGCCUUUUUUCUUAAUCUUGUCAAGAUAUUUUGGCCACUCUAUACUGCAGUAUGAUGUAUUGGAAAAAUAAGAAUUUCCACCUGAUAAAUGUUCUGACAAAUAUAAAUGUUGUUAUUUUUUCCUUUUUUUGUAUUAUACUAUCAUUAAAUGACGUAUUUCUUUACUCAUGGAAUUGAUGCCUUAAAAUCACGUUUCAACACUUGCUACUGUGUAGCAGUUAUUUAUUUACUGGAACUGCUAGUUUUAAAUUUAUAUAAACUAAAUGUUAUACAACACUUUUCUUAUUUGUUAGUGUGUAAAACUGUAUAAAUGUGCUUUCAAUAUCAACAGAAAUUGUAAAAUGUCAGAAGAAAAAACAUGGGCCAUAGUGAUGGGGUGCACUUCAUGAGCACCCUUUAAUACUUGUUUCUGAUCCAUGCUACAAUUUCACAUUAGUAUCUGUAGACAGAUACUUUUUCCCCCUCUCGCUAAAUAUUGUUCUGCUCUCUGCCUCCUCACGCAGCCCUGCUCCGCCCCCCCCCCCCCCCCCAAAUCUUUCAGUCCACCUUCCCUUUUGUUCCCUUCCCUUGAUGUGUUUGAUAAUUUUGUUCUUUCUAGGUGUAAGACAAGUCAUUUUAUAUUUUUCUUAUUUUAUUUAUAAACCCAUUUUUAUGUGUUUGUAAGUAAGAAUAAUUUAGAAGUCAGUGUUGCAAGAUGCAAUUUCUAACACAUAUGCAUCAUUUCUUUUCGGAAUUAUAACUUGGUUACAGAUUUAUUGUAUUCACUGUCAACGGAACACAAAAAUCAGUUUUAGUUGUAGAAAAAGGCACCUAUACUGAUGCUACAGCCCAGAAAAAUUUUUUAUGCCUUCUAAUUUAUUGUGACAAAUUGAAAAUAGAAAAAUAAAAUGCUAAUGCACCUUGUACGGCAAACAUGCUUUUAUAUAUUUUUAUAUUCAGGGGCUGUACUGUGGCUAAACACAAAAUGUUGUAAGAUUGGGUGAUGUGUUAUAUAAUAUCUCAAGACCUACAUUGUGGAUAUGUAUAAAACUGAAACCUGUAGGAAAAAAUAACAUUGUCAUUAUUA
This is a messenger RNA of Schistocerca nitens (vagrant locust), 7643 nucleotides long. RefSeq names its product transmembrane and coiled-coil domains protein 2 (gene Dmtn). The transcript has 13 exons. Gene Ontology annotation, cellular component: endomembrane system. NCBI's taxonomy places the organism in Eukaryota, Metazoa, Arthropoda, Insecta, Orthoptera, Acrididae. Bases 324 to 2090 code for a protein of 588 amino acids. The record is from RefSeq and is a predicted model, not a curated record.